UCAUAACUGAGUUCUGCCUCGCGUUUAUCUAAUCUUUCAAGUAGAAGUGAGCGGUAGCCCAAGAUUAGAUGCAUUUUUCCAAGCUAGCUUAGCCAGCGACUCGCUAUAUCAAUCUAUCGAAUUUGCGCAUUCGUAUACCGGUUGGCUAGCAAAAUGGGGAGUGUCUGUCAUGUGAUUAUUGUUUUGGUAGUGUUGCAAGUUUGUGCGGCUGCUGGUGAUACUAGACUUUUAGUGAACACUUCGAAUGGAAUUGUGCGCGGUUCCAUCUUGAGAACGCGAGAAGAUGUCGACAUACUUGCUUUCCAUGGUGUAAGAUAUGCGGAGCCCCCAAUAGGAGAGAAUCGCUUCAAGGCUCCGAAACCGGUUAAGCCAUGGAAAGGAAUCUAUAAUGCAACCCAGCCAAAUGUUGCUUGCCACCAGCCUAAUCCCCAUCCAUCAUAUAUCCUUUCUGAAGAUUGCCUACUUCUCGAUAUUUACACGAAAGAUCUGAAAGGCCUGCAACCGGUAAUUGUGUUUAUACAUGGAGGAGGCUUUGCCAUGGGAGCAAAGUCGGACGUUAGACCGGAAUAUCUGCUAGAACAGGAUGUGGUGUUAGUGUCUAUCAACUAUCGAUUGCAUGCGUUAGGAUUUCUGUCAACGGGAUCUAAAGAAGCGCCUGGGAACUAUGGUUUCAAAGAUCAAGUAUUGGCACUCAAAUGGGUCCGGGACAACAUCCAGGCUUUCGGGGGAGAUCCGAAUCUCGUCACUCUAAAUGGCCAUAGUGCCGGCAGUUUCAGUGUAAGUCUGCAUCUGGUGUCACCAAUGUCAAAGGGGCUGUUCCAUCGCGCGAUUCUGAUGAGCGGUUCGUCGAUGUCGCACCAGAAAUCAGUAACCCGGGAAAAUUCGAAGCAAAUUCUAGAGUUAACACAAUGUGAUAACAACAACGUGACUUUGGCCAUUGAAUGCUUACGGAAACUGCCCGUUGAAGAAAUCUCCAAAAAUGCAAUAAUUCCCAACGAUUGCAUUGGUAUGAAGCUGUGGGAUUAUGAUAUUGAGCCAGCGGAAUCAAAUGACAGUUUUCUGAUUGAAGAUCCGACGAUAAGCUUACUUACUGGACAUCUAAUGGAUAUUCCAAUUUUAGCCGGCAUCUCAGCGGAUGAAUUUUCGUAUUUAGCAUAUGUUUUGAAAAAUAAGCCCGGAUUGCUUGAUAGUAUCAAUGGAAAUUUUCGUUCAUAUGCACCGAAGUGCUUCAAUUACGAUGAAUUCGCCAACAAGGAUGAAGUUACUGAUGCUCUCAGGAAGUUCUACCUCAAUAAUCAACCAGUAACAGACGGCAACAUUAAUAAAUUUGGCGAUAUGUUCGCAGACGGCAUGAUUAGCUUCGGAGUCUACAGGUUUUUGUCCCUUGUUAGCUUAUACAAGGAUGUGUACUUUUACGAAUUCGAUUAUUUCAACCGAUUCAGUCAUUUCUACUUACCAGAUGGAUUACCUUUGGGUGUCGCGCACGGAGAUGAACUUCAAUACAUGUACGUUUUCAGCAAAAUUGCCCGGGAAAUUUCGAAAGACGACCCCGAGAACGUAAUGGUGGAAAAAAUGACCAGUUGGUGGGCACAAUUUGCUAAAACAGGAAAUCCCAACAAUGCCAAGGACGAGCACAUAAAGGAUAUUACUUGGUUACCAACUAUGAAGAACAAUUUAAAAACGUUGUAUAUUAACACCACCUGCCGAAUGGGUUGUUUGCCAAAUUUCGCCCGAUAUUCGCUAUGGGAUUCUAUUUUCCCGUUGCCGAAGUGGUUCAAAAUUAAUGUUUAGUUAUCGAUAUACAAUGACAUACAUCAUAGCUCUCUGAAAUUCAAUUAAAAAGUGAGAGGGUUUUAGAAGAGGCUAUUUUAAAUAAAAGCUAGUAAAUAUAAGUUUUUUGUAAGGAUGUUAGUUACUGGUUUUAAUCGCAUACAAAGAUUUUUAAGUGGAAGUGAUAUAAGAUGGAAAUAAAUUACUUGCAAGAUUGCAUCAACUACAGUAUUAA
Molecule: messenger RNA, 2005 nt
Organism: Hermetia illucens (black soldier fly)
Lineage: Eukaryota; Metazoa; Arthropoda; Insecta; Diptera; Stratiomyidae
Product: esterase FE4-like
Exons: 5
Coding region: 154-1791 (545 amino acids)
Source: RefSeq, a predicted model, not a curated record